GAGGCUAACACGAAAAAAGAUAAAUCUGUUUUGCAGGCCAAACUAACAAAGUUGGCCUUACAAAUUGGAUAUGGAGGAACUGUCGUAGCAGUCCUCACUGUCCUUAUACUGGUCAUAAGAUUUUCCGUCGAAACGUUCUUCGUAGAGGGCAGAUCAUGGAGUCUGCAGUACAUCCAACAAUUUGUUAAGUUCUUCAUCAUCGGUGUGACUGUGUUGGUGGUUGCAGUACCUGAAGGCCUGCCACUGGCCGUCACCUUAUCGUUGGCCUAUUCCGUGAGAAAAAUGAUGUACGACAACAAUUUAGUGCGACAUCUGCAUGCCUGUGAGACAAUGGGAAACGCUACAGCAAUUUGUUCGGACAAGACAGGCACGCUCACAACCAACCGGAUGACUGUUGUCCAAUGCUAUAUUGCAGAUCGAACGUACAGGCGUGUUCCUCAGUCGAAAGAUUUGCCUCGACACAUCGUAGACACAAUCGUCACCCUCAUAUCAAUAAACAGUGGUUAUACCUCUAAACUGAUACCGCCAGCAACCCCCGGAGAACUGCCAAAACAAGUUGGUAACAAGACGGAAUGUGCCCUGCUGGGUCUCGUCACGCAGUGGGGUAGAAGUUACGAGUCGGAAAGAUCAGAGAUUACGGAAGAACACAUCUUCAAGGUGUUCACAUUCAACUCCGUCCGCAAAUCCAUGAGCACAGUGGUUCCAGGAAGAAGAGAUCAAGGUGGAGGUUACAGGGUUUUUACCAAAGGGGCUUCAGAAAUCGUUCUUAAAAAAUGUAGCUGGAUACACAGUCGAAAUGCUGAAGUUAGGAAAUUAUCAGUCAGUGACAUAUCUUGGAUAAUCAGCAAUGUCGUUGAACCUAUGGCUUCAGAGGGGUACAGGACACUCUGCUUAGCUUAUAAAAAUUAUGUUACCGACACUCCAAAGCCAAAUGAAGAGAUGGCCUCCGAAACAAUUGACUGGGACAUGGAGGAUAACAUUGUCAACAACCUAACAUGUCUUGCUAUACUAGGAAUUGAAGAUCCUGUUAGACCAGAAGUACCGCAAGCCAUCCGUAAGUGUCAAAGAUCUGGCAUUACGGUUCGAAUGGUAACAGGCGACAACAUAAACACCGCAAAAUCGAUUGCAAUAAAAUGUGGCAUUUUACUGUCACGUGACAAUUCGUUGGUUCUAGAUGGUACGACUUUCAACAAACUCAUUAGGGAUAGGCCCGAUGGACCGGUCAGACAGGAGCUAUUGGACAAAGUAUGGCCAAUGUUGAGAGUCCUUGCCAGAUCUUCUCCAGCGGAUAAAUAUACCCUCGUAAAGGGAAUGAUCGAAAGUCGGUUGUUUAAAAAAAGAGAAGUGGUGGCCGUAACAGGGGACGGUACCAACGAUGGACCUGCUCUGAAGAGAGCUGACGUUGGAUUUGCUAUGGGAAUAGCUGGCACGGAUGUUGCUAAAGAAGCUUCAGAUAUCAUUUUGAUGGAUGACAACUUCACUUCAAUUGUUAAAGCAGUCAUGUGGGGCAGAAAUGUUUAUGACAGCAUCGCAAAAUUUCUUCAGUUCCAACUCACUGUUAACGUUGUUGCAGUUUUUGUGGCGUUUCUCGGAGCAUGUGCUAUAAAAGAUUCUCCUUUGAAAGCAAUUCAGAUGCUUUGGGUUAAUUUAAUUAUGGACACAUUGGCAUCAUUAGCGCUAGCAACCGAACUUCCCUCUGAAGAAUUGCUAGAAAGGAAGCCAUAUGGAAGGACGAAACCGCUCAUAUCGACAAUGAUGCUCGUCAAUAUCGCAGGACACGCUAUUUAUCAAAUUUCUAUCAUUCUUCUUGUUUUAUUUUACGGUGAGACCCUGUUUGACAUUGACAAUGGUCGAGAAAUAGGACUUCACUCACCCCCAUCUCAACACUUCACAAUCAUUUUCAACGCUUUUGUCAUGAUGACCUUAUUCAAUGAGAUUAACGCUAGGAAGAUUCACGGACAAAGAAAUGUCUUCGAAGGACUAACCAGGAAUAUUGUAUUUAUCGUUAUUUGGACAUCCACGUUCAUCCUGCAGAUUAUAAUUGUUGAAUUUGGUGGCACCGCAUUCUCGACAACAAAUUUGACGUUAGAGCAGUGGGUCUGGUGUUUUUUAUUCGGUUCUGGAGAACUGCUCUGGGGGCAGGUUGUGAUAUCAUUCCCUACACACCGUUUGAUCAAAUACCGCACCAAAAAUUCAAAGGAGAAGUGCACACAAAAACUAGAAAUGCUUGAAAAACAAUUUGAGACCGACGAAGACGAUUUUUCAGACGACAUUCCCAAAGGGCAGAUCCUCUGGAUAAGAGGAUUAACGAGACUCCAACAUCAGGUGUGUUCCUUCAUUAUAAGUCAAAAAUUACAAAAUCAUUUUAAUUAG
This is a messenger RNA of Helobdella robusta, 2373 nucleotides long. RefSeq lists its product as hypothetical. Gene Ontology annotation, molecular function: ATP binding; P-type calcium transporter activity; ATP hydrolysis activity. Lineage: Eukaryota; Metazoa; Annelida; Clitellata; Rhynchobdellida; Glossiphoniidae. The transcript is spliced from 14 exons. Gene Ontology annotation, biological process: regulation of cytosolic calcium ion concentration; calcium ion transmembrane transport. Gene Ontology annotation, cellular component: intracellular membrane-bounded organelle; membrane. The annotation marks the transcript as partial. The record is from RefSeq and is a predicted model, not a curated record.